This is a messenger RNA of Ruditapes philippinarum (Manila clam), 465 nucleotides long. Its product is annotated as vesicle transport protein USE1-like. The record is from RefSeq and is a predicted model, not a curated record. Lineage: Eukaryota; Metazoa; Mollusca; Bivalvia; Venerida; Veneridae. Gene Ontology annotation, biological process: retrograde vesicle-mediated transport, Golgi to endoplasmic reticulum. Gene Ontology annotation, molecular function: SNAP receptor activity. Gene Ontology annotation, cellular component: SNARE complex; endoplasmic reticulum.
AUCCAACAAGUAACGGUGUGAGACAAAGGCGUACACAAGAAGAUGGAGAUAUUGAUGCUGUGUUAAAACAACAACGGAAAGUUCAGGAAAGACUAGCAGAAGAAUUACUCAGCCAUACUCUAAACCUAAAAGACUUUGCAGUAGCCUCAAGUUCUAUUGUUAAAAAAGAUAUAGAGAAAAUUGGUGACACCAAUAAAUUAGCAGACAAAAAUUACUCUAACUUACAAAGAGAGAGUCAAAGACUUGAGGCAAAGACAAAAUCAUGCAGCUGGUGGAUUUGGAUCAUGCUUGUACUUGUGACCUUGACAUUUCUCUGGAUGGUGGUUCUGAUGCGAUUGUUUCCAAAGUCAUGAUAUUCGUCUUCUACCUUGUAUACACAAACUGUGCAAUAUUGAUGGCUUAUGUUAAAUCGAGAAAAGAGCUUACCAGAAAUUAUGUUAGAUAUGUAAAAACAUGUUUAACGCC